AUGGCAGCCUCAUCACAAUCCACCUCAUUGCAUCACCAGUUUCUCAACACAACCACCGUCCAGAAUGGCACAAACGAUAUUGAAACAGUUUAUACAGAAGAAGCACUUCCAAAUCUUACUUCAUUCAUGGAGAACAAAGAUGAGAACGAGGAAGAUCAAAAGUCCACAGCCAACCGGAGGUAUUUACCUCUCCUGGUUCUCAAUUAUAUUCUACUCUUUGUUGGUUCACUCUCGUCAAGUCUUUUAUCAAAGUUUUAUUUUAUCCACAAAGGCUCUAGCAAAUGGGUCUCAACUUGGGUUCAGAGUGCAGGGUUUCCCCUCCUACUCACUCCCAUUUUUCUCCCACCCAUCCUUAAAUAUACUAAGAGAAGACCCUUCACAGGUUUCAGUCAAAAAAUGUACUGGUUUUCAAUUUCCGUUGGUCUUAUGUUAGGUUUCAAUAACCUUUUGAUCUCAUGGGGAGUAGCAUACCUCCCAGUUUCAACAUCAGCCCUUCUUUUAUCCACCCAGUUAGUUUUUACUCUUAUUCUGUCCAGCAUCAUUGUUAAACAGAAAAUAACAUUUUCAAAUCUGAACUGUGUCAUCCUCAUCACUAUAAGCUCUAUCAUUCUGGCAUUGGACUCUAGUCAUGAGAAGCCAGAAGGGCUUACCAGCAGAAACUACUUCAUAGGGUUCUCUUGCACCAUAGGUGCUGGUUUGUUGUUUUCUUUGUACUUACCAGUGAUGGAGAAGAUCUACAAGAGGGUGUACUGCUACCAGAUGGUGAUGGAAAUGCAGCUCAUAAUGGAGAUUGCAGCAACAGCCUUGGCCACUGUAGGCAUGGCAUGGGACGGAGGGUUUUCUGACAUGAAGGAGGAGGCUGAAAGGGUUUUCGACAAGGGAACAACCGCUUAUUGGAUAACUGUUAUAUCAACUGUCGUGACAUGGCAAUGUUGCUUUAUGGGAACUGCAGGAAUGGUUUUUCUGACAUCUUCACUCACUGGAGGGAUUUGCUCCACAGCUUUGCUGUCCAUAAAUGUGUUGGGUGGAGUGCUGGUUUAUAAAGAUGCCUUUGGAGGUUUUAAGGCUGUGUCAACUGUUUUAUGCAUUUGGGGCUUCUGCUCUUAUGUCUAUGGCAUGUACAUCAAAAUGAAGAAAAAUAAGAGUGAAAAUGAUCAAAGGAGAAGCACCAGUAGUGGAUCUUCCACUGAGUUGAUCCCCAGGAGGAACCCUGAUGGGACUAUUUGA
Sphenostylis stenocarpa is the source of this 1227-nucleotide messenger RNA. NCBI's taxonomy places the organism in Eukaryota, Viridiplantae, Streptophyta, Magnoliopsida, Fabales, Fabaceae. The record is from the annotation of a GenBank genome assembly.